Xenopus laevis (African clawed frog) is the source of this 2652-nucleotide messenger RNA. It is a transcript of the gene afap1.S, whose product is annotated as actin filament associated protein 1 S homeolog. Gene Ontology annotation, cellular component: cytosol; stress fiber. The transcript is spliced from 18 exons. The record is from RefSeq and is a predicted model, not a curated record. NCBI's taxonomy places the organism in Eukaryota, Metazoa, Chordata, Amphibia, Anura, Pipidae. Gene Ontology annotation, molecular function: SH3 domain binding; SH2 domain binding. Bases 139 to 2595 code for a protein of 818 amino acids.
UUUUCUGGGCCGGGGUUGUGUGCAGCUGUUGAAUCCUCAGCUCAUUCCUCCUCCUCCCGCUGCUGCUGCUUGUGCUGCUCACUCACCGGCUCUUUAUUCAUCACCUUCCGGAGCAGAUCUGGAUUUAUUGGGGCAGCCAUGCAGAAAUACUACAAAGAAAUGGAGGAACUCGUAGUGGAACUGCGGCUGUUUCUUGACCUGUUGGAUCAUGAAUAUCUCACAACAACAGUCAGAGAGAAAAAGACUUUAAUAAACAAAAUCCUGUACAGGAUUCAGUCAGCCAGAGAAUCUGAACUGAAGAACCAUAACCACAGAGCAGAGUUGCCUUGCAAUGUGCCUGCCCCACCUCAGAUGCCUCUGCCAGAAAUCCCUCAGCAGUGGCUGCCUCCAGAUAAUGGACCUCCUCCUCUUCCAACGUCUUCCCUUCCUGAGGGCUACUAUGAGGAAGCUGUACCGCUUGGCCCUGGAAAGGCUCCAGAGUACAUCACUUCUAACUAUGACUCAGAUGCCAUGAGCAGUUCAUAUGAAUCCUAUGAUGAGGAGGAAGAGGAUGGCAAAGGGCAGAAGAAGAGGCUUCAGUGGCCUUCAGAAGAAGCAUCUAUGGAUCUUGUGAAGGAUGCCAAAAUUUGUGCAUUCCUCCUCCGGAAGAAAAGAUUCGGCCAGUGGACCAAACUCCUGUGUGUCGUCAAAGAAAACAAAUUAUUGUGCUACAAAACUUCUAAGGACCAACAACCACAAAUGGAGCUGCCGCUGAAUGGUUGUGCGGUCACCUAUGUGCCGAAAGACAGCAAGAAGAAGAAACAUGAGCUCAAGGUUACUCACCAAGGGACCGAUGCUUUAGUACUUGCAGUGCAGAGCGAGGAACAGGCAGAACAGUGGCUGAAGGUAAUCAAAGAUGCUUGCAGUGUUUCUGGUGGGCCUAUUGACUCAGAUGGACCAAUGUCAAGUUCUCCUGUGCCAAAAAGUGAGCUCGAAAAGAAACUGUCGUUAGAAAGGCCAAGCUCAGAUGGAGAGGGAAACCUAGAGAAUGGCACAUCGAUAACUAACGACAAGGAGUCAGUGAAAAGAAAGAAGAGUGGCAAAGUCGAACCUAAAGGCACAGUGACAAAAGUAACGGGCAAAAAGAUAACAAAAAUAAUUGGUCUGGGAAAGAAAAAGCCAAGUACUGAUGAACAGACGUCGUCGGCAGAAGAAGAUGUCCCAACGUGUGGAUAUCUCAAUGUCUUGUCCAACAACCGCUGGAGGGAACGCUGGUGCAGAGUCAAAGAUAAUAAACUCAUUUUCCACAAGGACAGGACGGAUCUGAAGACCCACAUCGUUUCAAUCCCCCUUCGAGGGUGUGAAGUUAUUCCUGGACUGGAUUCCAAGCACCCCUUGACAUUCCGACUGCUCCGUAACGGACAAGAAGUCGCCGUGCUGGAGGCCUCAUCCUCCGAAAAAAUGGGAAGGUGGAUUGGAAUAUUAUUGGCCGAGACAGGUUCCUCCACAGAUCCUGGGGCUCUGCAUUAUGACUACAUUGAUGUGGAUACAACCGCAAAUGUGAUACAAACUGCAAAGCAGUCUUUCUGCUUUAUGAACAGAAGAGUGAUAUCGGCAAACCCAUACCGAGAAGCUACUACUAAUGGCUAUUCUUGUCCCAGUGGCUUGGCCCUUCAUUAUGAUGAUGUCCCAUGCAUUAAUGGAUUGUGGAAACCUGAAGAGGACUAUGAGACAUACCGUAACAGAAAGAAUGGAGAAGAAGUACAUUACGAUGAUGCAGACCUGUACGAUAACUUACCAUCUCCGAAAAUCUCUGCCCGCUAUCCACCAGCCGAUAAAAAAGCCAAUAGGUUUUCUUCUAAUAAUCUCCUUCCUAACCACUACAAAUCUCCUGUCUCAUCCAGUCUGUCUUCUCACUCUGUCACUAACAACUCUGCUGUAGGGAGGGGACCUCUCGGUUCCCAGUCUCAGCUGAAGAGCAAGAAGCCAACUGCCAUGGUCAACGGAAUUGCUGCAAAACUAAGAAUAAGCAGCAGCCAGCCAAAGAAUGCAGUCCCGGCAACCAACGUGAAACGCGCCUCUUCAAAUGCCGAGCAGUACAAAUAUGGCAAGAACCGAGUGGAAGCAGAUGCGAAAAAACUGCAGACGAAAGAGGAAGAAUUGCUGAAAAAGAAAGAAGCGCUACGAAACAGAUUGGCUCAGCUGCGGAAGGAGAGAAGGGACAUACGAGCUGCCAUCGAAGCCAAUGCUGGGAGAAAAUCCCAGGUGCUGCUGGAAGAGAAGCUGAAGAAGCUGGAGGAUGAAUGCAAACUCAAAGAGGGGGAGCGGGUUACCCUUGAGUUGGAGCUUACGGAGGUGAAGGAGAGUCUGAAGAAAGCUAUGGCUGGUGGCAUCACGCUCGGCCUCACUAUUGAACCCAAGCAAGGAACAUCUCGGUCACAGUCUCCGGUCCUCAAGAAUUCUCCCAUGUCCAGCUGCGAUACAAGCGAUGCCGAAUGCUCCCUACCUGUGAACAGUGCAGCCGUUUUAAAGAGACAGCCCUCUGCUAGUAACUCACCUGUACGAGGUCAUGUUUUAAGGAAGGCCAAGGAAUGGGAACUUAAAAAUGGCACUUAAUGAAAAGGACUUCUAUUUUCAUCUGUAACUGCCUUAACUAGCAACGACCUGGGGACU